Messenger RNA from Syngnathus typhle (broad-nosed pipefish), 3456 nucleotides. Its product is annotated as dipeptidyl aminopeptidase-like protein 6. NCBI's taxonomy places the organism in Eukaryota, Metazoa, Chordata, Actinopteri, Syngnathiformes, Syngnathidae. The transcript is spliced from 26 exons. The record is from RefSeq and is a predicted model, not a curated record. Gene Ontology annotation, molecular function: dipeptidyl-peptidase activity; serine-type peptidase activity. Bases 44 to 2533 code for a protein of 829 amino acids. Gene Ontology annotation, biological process: proteolysis.
UCCGCGCUGUGGAAAGGACGACAAGGUGUACGCCGUCUCCACGAUGAUGUUCGACCAUUCGCUGGCGACGCCGCUGGGCCUCGGCAGGAAGCCCUCCAGGGUGGAGACAGCCAAGAGAUACUGGAGGGAGUUGGUGGGCAGCAACCCGCCGCAGAGGAACUGGAAGGGAAUAGCGAUCGCCCUCCUUGUUAUUCUGGUCAUCUGCUCGCUGAUCGUCACCUCCGUCAUCCUGUUGACACCAGGCGAAGAUGACCGUCUAGCUCUCAAGGGCAAAGUGAGCGUGGAGGACCUUUUCAGAAAAGAUUUCAGGGUCCACGACCCCAACGCUCGAUGGAUCAGCAAUAAUGAGCUGCUGUACCGCGACCGUGACGGCAACGUGGUCCUCCUGGACGUGGACAACCACGACAAGACCGUACUGGUGCACCACAAGAAGUUUGAGAUGUACAAAGCCAGCAAGUAUGAGGUGUCCCCUGACAUGAAGCAUGUGCUGCUGGCCUAUAACGUAGCGCCGGUGUACCAGUACUCCUUCACGGCCUUCUACAUCAUCUGCAGCCUGGAGACGCCGGAGACGGUGAACUUGAACCCGCCCGAGGUACGCAACGCUCAGCUGCAGUACGCCGGCUGGGGACCGCAGGGCCAACAACUGAUCUUCAUUUUCGAGAACAACAUCUACUAUCGCUCGACGGUGGAGAGCCGCUCCAUCCGUCUGGUCUCCUCCGGGAAGGAGGGCGUCGUCUUCAAUGGCCUCGGCGAUUGGCUCUACGAAGAGGAGAUUUUCCGCUCCCACGUGGCCCACUGGUGGUCUCCGGAUGGCGCUCGGCUGGCGUACGCCACCAUCAACGACACCUUGGUGCCCAAAAUGGAGCUGCCCAUGUUCACCGGAAUGCCCUACCCGACGGGCAAGGAGUACCACUACCCCAAGGCGGGCGAGGAGAACCCGACGAUCACCUUGUACGUGGUCAACCUGAACGGGCCUCUUCACACUAUCGAGAUGAGGAGACCUGACGACCCCCGACUGAGUGAGUUCUACGUGACCAUGGUCAAGUGGGCCACCGCCACCAAACUGGCGGUCAACUGGCUUAACCGAGCGCAGAACAUCUCCGUGCUGACGCUGUGCCAGGCCACCACGGGGGUCUGCACCAAGAAACACGAGGAUGAAAGCGAUGGAUGGCUUUACCGGCAGAACGAGGUGCCUCUCUUCUCUAAAGAUGGCCUCAAGUUGUUCUUCACCAGGGCUAUCCCGCAAGGCGGCCGUGGAAAGUUCUUCCACAUUUCCAUGUCCAUCUCGCAGCCGAACACCAGCGCCGACACCCUGCAGUCCAUCACGUCUGGUGACUGGGACGUCACCGAAGUCUUGGCCUACGAUGAGCAAAGCCAGCGCAUAUACUUCCUGAGUACAGAAGAUGGGCCAAAACGUCGUCAUCUUUACAGCGCCGACACCUUCGGGUCGUUCAACCGUCGCUGCCUGUCGUGCGGGCUGCCCGACGCGUGCGGCUACGUCGCCGGCUCCUUCUGCCACAACAUGAGCUACUUCCUUCUCCACUGCCAAGGUCCGGAUGUGCCGUUCGUGUCCAUUUACAAGACUCAGACGGAUCGCAUAGAGGUGGAUGCCCAUGUCGAUGGGGAGACGCGGGACAGACCCAGUAUGAUGGAGGUGUACAAAGUGGAGAGCAACCAGCCGCUGAGGCGGACGCUGGACAACAUGCAGACGCCCAUCGCAGAGUUCCGGGAUUUCGGCGUUGACGACUACACGUUAGCCAUGCAGAUCCUCAAACCUGCCGGCUUUGUGGAGUCGGCCAGCUAUCCUCUCGUGCUGCUCAUCGACAGCACCCCUGGUGGCCAGAGCGUGUCAGAGCGCUUCCGCCUGGACUGGGCUACGGUGCUGGUGAGCAGCUUCGGCGUGGUGGCGGCGCGCUGCGACGGGCGGGGCGGCGGCUUCCGGGGCACCGACCUGCUGCAGCGCAUCCAGAAGCGGCCCGGCGCCCUGGAGGAGCUGGAUCAGCGGCAGGCCAUCAACAUCAUUUUGAAGGAGCCCUAUAUCGACAAGACCCGAGUGGGAGUCUUCGGACAGGAGUACGGCGGUUACGUCACUAGCUUGUUGCUAAGCGGCGACCUAUCUCCUGCCAGAUGUGGCGCUGUCCUCUCACCUAUCACAGACUUUGAAUUAUACGCUUCCGCCUUUUCCGAGCGCUACCUGGGGAUGCCCAAACCCGACCCUCGCGCUUAUGCGAUGGCCAACCUGGCGCACCGAGCGGCUCAGUUCCUGGACAAGAAGUUCCUCAUCAUCCAUCCGACGGCGGACGAAAAGGUUCACUUCCAGCAUUCGGCCAAACUUAUUGCUCAGCUCAUCCACGAAAAGGCCAACUACACCUUACAGAUCUACCCGGACGAGGGCCACUUCAUCCGCAACGAGGCCACUCGGCAGCACCUCAGCCAAUCGCUGGUCAACUUCUUCGAGGAGUGCUUCAGACUACCCGAGCACCUUUUGGACGAGGAGCUGGACGACGACGACGAAGACGAGGGUUGGGGUUAGCCCGGACCGCACCCGGACCGUCCCCCCCUCGCUCCUUGCACGCCCCUAAAAAAACGACGAGUCCUGGGUUUUACGCAUCUACGUGGACCUCGCGCCGGCCUUGAGACUGCCUCCGAAGCAGUCGAGGAUCACCUCCAUCUCUCAACUUGGUCACUUUGUCCGCGGAAGCCCAAACUGUUCCCAGAGACACACUCCGGAAUAUUCCGAUGGACGAGCUCACACGUGGACUUGACGCUCGCAGAAGGGGACGCGUCAAAUCUUGUAUUAUAUUGAAGUGAUGAAACUGCAUUUUAUGGGACUUGGGUGGGAAUUUUCUAAAGUUGUGAUGAACUUGUUGCACUGUGUUCUCUAAUUUUUCUUUUGUUGUCGAUUGUUCACGAUGUUUGUAAAAUAGCACACAAGAUAAAAUGUUUCCACCGUGUAAUCGUGAAAUGGUUGGGGAAGAUGACAUUUCCUCACUUUUGUCACCAUACUGCCUUAGUUUGUCACAAAGACAUUUAUGUAGGUCACAAUGCAUUCAUGAGCAAGCGCACUUCAUAAAGCUAUCUUGAAUCCUUAAAAUGUUACUGGUGAUAUUUCUGGAAUGAUUGUUCUGAUAAUUGGAGAGGUUUUUUAGUUUUUUUUUUUUUCCUCAACCGUGUCAGUGAAUAUGGGCUACAUGAGCACAAAGCUAACGUGUACUGUACAGAGUUAGUAAACAAAGGUCAAGGCAAGGAGCCCUUCCUGCCAAUAGUGUUGAGUUAAAGUUAAAUUCACAAGCGUCAUGUUCUUUCCACCUGUUUCUUUUCAUUCAUUACAUAUUAAUAAUAUUGCCGCACUGUCUGUUUGACAUCUUGAAUGUUCCUUCACGGAAACCAUUAAUUCUAUUUCCACGUUGUCAGAUGAGCCUCUCUGCCAUGUAAAUGUUACUCAAAGAAAGACCA